CCGACUAUGGUCGCAUGAUGCGCUCAGACGACACCUGUUGACAUUGGCCGUUGAUUCGAAGGACUGUUAGUUCGACAUAGCUGAUGUGUCCUGUGCGUUGUAUGAAUGGCCUCGCUUGUGUUCUGCGGCUUGUCCCCGUGCGUAGAGGCCACUGUGCAGACCGCGCAGGUGAACAACGCUCAUGAUCAAUACGACACCGCGGGCGUCAUCCCAAUCAGUCGACGGCUCAUCGUGGAGCAGCUCUACCCCGUUCCAACCCCGUUCUGUCACUUUUCCCUGCGCUGCUGCGCGCUGAGAGAAGAUUUCAGCGUACCCAGUCUCGACCUCCAUCGAACUUGGCUACUUACUUGCUCCGUGCAUUUGCACCGACCCGUCCGCCUUGUUUAGUUAGCAGGCUCCCCGACAGCCCCCGAGUCUUCUUUGUACCGCCCCUGGCUACGCCGCUCUUCCUCUGCAUCGUGUUUUCUCCACCUUCAUUAUAUGAAGUGG
This is a messenger RNA of Rhodofomes roseus, 489 nucleotides long. RefSeq lists its product as uncharacterized. The record is from RefSeq and is a predicted model, not a curated record. The coding region runs from base 106 to 387 and encodes 93 amino acids. NCBI's taxonomy places the organism in Eukaryota, Fungi, Basidiomycota, Agaricomycetes, Polyporales, Fomitopsidaceae. The transcript has a single exon.